UUAAGACUUACGACACACCCUACGAGGGAGAAAAACGAAUGCAGCUAACGAGUGAAAUGCCAACAAGAUGCGAACGGGGCAUGAAAAAUGCCCCCUAUCUCUGGUCACGAUCGCGUUCUGAGGGUCAAAUAUGCAAGUACGACAGGGAGCCGUUUCAGCAUGCCAAGGUGGUGGUACUACCGUAAGCUUUAUACGAAGAACGUAGUGUUCGAGGACUCAGUCUUUCGCUUUCUCUGCGUCCGCGAGCUCCUCGAUCGGCCUCUAGAUCCACGUGGUUAUCGAGCGUGGUCCACAGGUGCGGUGUCUUUUCGGGAACGUUGGGAAAUCAUCAUCACGGUUCCCUCAAGAAACCAUUAAAGAAAGCGCCCGAUGACUUGACUCGGUUAACUUCAGCUUGUUAAACUCUCUCCAACACCGAAGGCUUACAAAUUCAACAGGUUUACCUCCCUUAAUGGCUUAGACAGAGAUCAUCGCGGCCACUGAAAUUCGUUCAUACGUUUCUCAUCGUAAUUCGAAGAGAAUCUGGUAAUAAUGACUUCGCUCGAUGCCACCGUACGGACACGCACAUCUCGGCAUGAAACCGCUCAUGCGUUUAGAUAACGUCGAUUUCGUAAUCAAAAUCGUACAUUCGAACUUUCAACUUCCGCGUCGUUAACAAUGGCCAUUAGACGGUUACCCAAACUGUGAAUUCUUCCACGAAGAGAACAAUUAAGGUUGCUUUCGAAAAUGUUGUGGACUUGAGGGCACAAUCUAUGACACGUGAAAAGUACACGAUUUGCAACACAAAAGAAAACUAAAUCCUCUGAAAUUAUAUUUAAGAAAAAAAGGAGAAUUGUAGCUUAAAAGUUUUUAAUAUUUUUUACUAGAUUAAAAGGGAACAGAAGAUUCUGAAUUUUGAUUUCAAAGCACAGAGGAAUUGCUGCUUAAAAAUUUGAAAAAUUUCUACUCCAAAACGCUCCGAACCAUAUGAAAAGAGAACAAGAGUCUAUAAAAUUUUAUUUAAAAAAAAAAAAAAGGAGCAUUGCUGCUUAAAAAUUCUGAACGUUUUUCUCCGAAAAUACUCCAUACCUGAAGCCCCAAUUUAUCUCACAUUACUCUCUUCGCAAAGGAAACAGAAGUCUUUGCAAUUUGAUUUCAAGACACAAAAUAAUUGCAAAAUUGCCUAGAAACUUCUCGAGAAUGCACGAUUUACCCAACACCACAUGAAAGGGAGACGAAAGUCUUGAAACUUUGAUUUCAAACAUUGCUUGAGACUUGGAUAGAAUUCGGAGAAAAGAAAAAUGGGACUGGCGACUGCCGCCACGGUGGCUGUGAAGGGCGCCACGAUUCUUCUGGGUAAAAUGGCCAUUAUUCCUAUUCUGAUAGCGGCGCUCGCCUACUUCAAUUACGAUCUAAUGGAUCCGGAAAAUCACCCAAAAGUGACGAAGAAUCUCAGGAAGGAGUACGAUUUCGUGGUCAUAGGUGGUGGAUCGGCUGGAAGCGUGAUUGUAAACAGGCUGACGGAAAAUCCGGAAUGGACCGUGUUGCUGCUGGAGGCUGGAGGUCAUGAGACGGAGAUAACAGACGUGCCGAUAUUGUCUCUUUAUUUGCAUAAGAGCAAACUGGACUGGAAGUACAGGACGCAGCCUCAAGACUCGGCCUGUCAGGCGAUGGUCGAUCGACGAUGCUGCUGGACCAGGGGAAAGGUGCUUGGAGGUUCGAGUGUGCUCAACACGAUGCUUUAUAUUCGAGGAAAUCGACGUGAUUUCGACCAAUGGGAGAGUUUUGGAAACACUGGCUGGGGCUACGAGGAUGUCUUGCCUUACUUCAAAAAAUCGGAGGACCAACGAAACCCGUACUUGGCUCGCAACAAAUACCAUAGCACAGGAGGCUAUCUGACGGUUCAAGACGCCCCGUACAACACGCCAAUAGGCGUAGCCUUUCUGCAAGCCGCCGAGGAAAUGGGUUACGACCUGGUGGACGUGAACGGGCAGCAGCAGACCGGCUUCGCGUUUUAUCAAUACACGAUGAGAAGAGGAGCUCGAUGCAGCGCAUCGAAGGCAUUCAUCAGACCCAUUCAGUUGCGCAAGAACUUCCACUUGUCCCUGUGGAGCCACGUCACCCGGAUCCUCAUAGAUCCACGAACGAGAAGAGCCUACGGGGUGGAAUUCAUCAGGGAAGGUCGCAAGGAGGUCGUCUACGCCAAGAAGGAGGUGAUCCUUUCCGCAGGCGCCAUCAACUCGCCUCAACUGUUAAUGCUCUCAGGAAUAGGGCCGCGUCAACACCUUCAGGAAGUGGGGAUUUCCGUGAUCCACGACUCGCCAGGUGUCGGUCAGAACCUGCAGGACCACAUAGCAGUUGGUGGCCUCGCAUUUCUCAUCGACCCCCAGAUCAGCGUGGUGAUGAACCGCCUGGUGAACAUCAAUUCAGCCCUACGCUACGCCAUCACCGAGGACGGGCCUCUGACCUCCAACGUCGGCCUAGAAGCCGUUGGGUUCAUCUCCACCAAGUACGCGAACCAAUCCGACGACUGGCCGGACAUAGAGUUCAUGUUAACAGCCUCGUCGACCAACUCCGACGGAGGUACCCACGUGAAGAACGCUCACGGGCUAACGGACGAGUUCUACAACGAAGUAUUUGGCAAGAUUAAUAACCGAGACGUCUUCGGGGUGUUCCCUAUGAUGCUCAGGCCCAAGUCGCGCGGGUUUAUUAAGCUGAGAUCGAGGAAUCCUUUGGAUUAUCCUCUCCUGUACCAUAACUACCUAACUCACCCCGAUGACGUAAGGGUUCUGCGCGAGGGCGUCAAGGCCGCCAUUGCCUACGGAGAAACUAGUAGCCUGAGGCGUUUCGGCGCCAGGUUCCACAACAAGCCUUUGCCUAAUUGCAAACACCUGCCGAUGUUUACGGACGAGUACUGGGAAUGUGCCAUUAGACAGUACACCAUGACGAUUUAUCAUAUGAGCUGCACAGCGAAAAUGGGACCUCCGACUGACCCCAUGGCGGUGGUGGAUCCCGAACUGAGGGUUUACGGAGUGGACGGGUUGAGGGUGAUCGACGCCUCGAUCAUGCCUACGAUCACCAACGGGAAUAUCAACGCGCCCGUGAUCAUGAUCGGGGAGAAAGGCGCGGAUAUGAUUAAGAAACAGUGGCUGUCGCGACGGAAGAGGGACAACGGCACGAUCGCUGGCUCCUGAUACGUUGAAUUCUUGCCGAGAAAUCGGCCGUAGUUCGAGUCGAGUCUGUUCGUUGUUUAGCCCUAGCGACGGGACAGCUUGGUGGCGAGUUUAGAGGAGAGGCUUUAUGUUCGACACUAAAACUAUCCAAGUUCGAGUCAUGAUUUGUGUGUACUGUUACAUAUUUGAGAAUAGAGAGCGCUGGAGCAUGUCAAUUCUAUUUCUGUAAUUUUCAUCAUAUACUGCAACGAAGAUGUUGAUGAUUGGGUUGUCCGGAAAGUUCAUGUCUAUUUUUAAGAAAAAUUCAAAGGCAUAUUUGAAUUUUGAUGUAUAUAUAUUGAAUUAUAUAUGUACCAUUUUGUUCCACAAACUUUCCACCUGUUAAGGAAUGUACACAUGUUAUUUGUUUUCAGCCAUUCCGAUAUAUUCAGACCUGUACCGCCUACUAAAAAUCGGCAUGGACUUUCCAGACAGCCCAAUAGUUUUAAGUAAGGGCGCCGCUACAAAAACUAGGUAACAGUAGUUAUCGAGACAAAAUUUUGAAACUUUGUACUUUUACGUAGUUCUAAACGCUGAAUUUAAUGGUGUAAACAAAAAAAAAAUGGUUAAACAUGUUGAAUUAAUAGGAUAUUAAUAUAAGUAAUUCUUUAUAUAUUUAAGUUUAAUUACGUAAAGAAUAAUUACACGUGGUGUAUACAAAAUUUUCUUAUAACUUAGGUCACCUUGUUACGUCUAGAGUGAGAGUCAAAAACCUACUAAAAACGUACUGACGCUUCACUUACCAUGCUCGCAUUGUACAGUAAUGCUCAACCUGUACAAUGACACUCCUUCACACUAAACUAAACUAAAUUUACUCGAUUCUUCACAAAACAGUUUCUUUGCGUUUUUGGAAAAAAAAGUCAGAUCGAAAAAUGCCACAGCGUUCAGCAUUCAAAAUUACAUAAAAAUACAAAGCUUCAAAAUUUGUUCUCAAUAACUACCGGUAGCUUUUGUGGCGGUGUCCUACCUUAGAAAGAAGUAUAGACAUUAAAUUGAUUACCUCGAUAGUUCUAUUGUUAAGAAGUAUUGUUAACUGUUAUACGAUCAUCUGGAAGAAAUGGUUUUCGAGGAUAAGGGAAAUUCUUUGUUUCGUCUAGACGAGUGUUUCUUAACAUUUUAAUUACCAGGGAGGAACAAGCUAGAAAUUAGAAAAACAUUGAUACAUUAGUGUAUGGUAAUCUAGCCUGACAUUAAUGUUUUACGUGACUUAUCUGUCUCAUCUGAUUGACUACUCUCUUGGUAGAUAAAGUAUUAACAUGAAAUUUCCAACUAAACUUUGUUUUAUCUGUGGAAAGAGGAAUUAUUUCUUGGACAUUUAUGUUGUUAAUAUUAGAUAUUAAAUUUCUACUACUAAGAAAUAAUUUCUUUGUUGAAAGAUUAGACAAAGCGCAACGAAUUACGAAGAAAAAGAUCGAUUCGUUGCUGUGAGCCUAUAUAACCGGUGGUAAUAAUAACAUCGACUGAGAUUUGUUUUAUGUUCGCAUUCAAACGAGUUAAAUUGCGGUCGUGCGACAACGCUGCACAAAAAAUACUGUCCAACGAAAUCGAAGGAAAUCUGCAAGUGUCUCGCGUUUAUUGCAUUCGCUGCUGAGCAGGUAGAUGAAAGAAAAACCUGGAGAUUAAGCAGGCGACGAACUCGUUUGAAACUCUUAAAAUUCUCGUCUUACCACAUAAUCGAUACGCAACAUUGCUACACACUAGCGGGCUUACACAGGGCUGACCUAUAUUCCGAUUAGCGAGAAAAACCAGAACGAAAUCGGUGUAAUUAAUGGUCACCGUUUAUACAAAGCGUCUGCGUGUAGUGAAAUUAUUAAUAAGGCAAACUACAUCGCUAUCGCCUAUUUAUUUUUAAUUACUAUUAAACGUGCCAAAUAAAUAAAGGUGCUGAGCGAAACUAUUAGAAAGGAAAAUUGAAGAUGUCUUUCGUAAUUUAUUUAUUAUUCGAUUUAUCAUCGUAUUCGCUUGUAAUCUUAAUUAACAUCGAAUCGCGAUGUUAUUUCAUUACAUGCGAGAAGCUUUUACAUCAUUUUAUUGACAGAAGUUUAAUAAUUUGUAGAAUCACUUAUGGGGAUAACAAAUGUAUAAUUAAUGUCUAAAUAGAAAAGAAAAUUGAUUUUUUAUUCACUUCAGACUUCUCCAUUGACUCAAGUUUUUAUUUAAUAAAUAUUAUACAUAAUUUUCGCUCAGUAAUGUAACGAUAAUUGCAUACUUUGUUAGAAAUAAUAAAAAUGAUUUGCUCAUUCUAGAAUAAAUGGAAAAAAUUCUACUCUACUGGUACUGGUAUCAGGUAAACGUGCUACUCGUGACCAAAUAAUAUUUAUUCCUCUAACUCGUAGUAUAAAUGUUACUCAUACAAAAUCUGUAUAUAUGGUAGGCUAAUUUUUAAUCAAAACAUAGGUUUCUGUUAAUUUUGUAAAUAAUUAGUAUCGUUAUUGAAAUGCACUAAUUAUUACCAAAUCAAACAUAAAUAAAACGAUUUUGUACGAAUUCCAUCCUGACUACCACCAAUAUCUUGAAAAGUGAGACUGUACAGUUAUCAAAUUUAAGUAUACUAAGUUAAUUAACAAAAAAUACAGCCAUGUUAAUAAACACAGUUACAAGCAAAAAUUGUUUGAAUUUUAUUUAAUAAAAUGAACAAACUGCCGUUUUACUUAAUACAAACGAGACAUUAUAAUUUAUAUAGAAGGAAGGGUUCGAAUAUACGAUGACAGGAAACCAUUUUGUACAAAUGCAACACUCGAAUUCCGCGGCUACUCGUCUACCUUUUAAACAACCUUGAACACAUCGCGUUGAUUCGUUGGAACGA
Hylaeus volcanicus is the source of this 5997-nucleotide messenger RNA. Its product is annotated as glucose dehydrogenase [FAD, quinone]. Bases 1281 to 3173 code for a protein of 630 amino acids. NCBI's taxonomy places the organism in Eukaryota, Metazoa, Arthropoda, Insecta, Hymenoptera, Colletidae. The record is from RefSeq and is a predicted model, not a curated record. The transcript is spliced from 4 exons. Gene Ontology annotation, molecular function: flavin adenine dinucleotide binding; oxidoreductase activity, acting on CH-OH group of donors.